AUGACGUACAAAUUCUGGCACAUGAAGCAAGUAUCUGAUGAUCUCCCAACAAAUAAUUCCCAUGUCUUUGAUCCUAUGAUUCCAUAUGAUUCAGACAUAGCAAGUCAGGAGUCUUGUUAUACUCCUCAGCUUCUCCAACCUCAGGAAUUAUCUACAGAUCUUACUUCAGCAGACCUCAGCUUUCUCACUGAUGACCAGGACCAGCAAAAUGAUGAUGGUGGAAACAGUUAUACAACAGAGCAACAAACGAUAAAGGAGAGCCAACUGUUCUCAGAUGUUAAUAAUAAUGAUGGUAUUAUUACACUUGAACCUGAAAACAUUAGCCAGUUGCCAUGCCAAUCAACAAAUGAAGGAACUGUCACUCCAAUUGAUAAUGAAUCAUCAUCAGUUUGCCGAGUACCAAUGACUCCUAUGACACCUGUAACACCAAUGACCCCAGUAGAAAGUUCUGGAAUAUGUCCCCAGUUACAAAAUAUUGUUUCCACUGUUAAUUUGGCCUGCAAACUGGAACUGAAGAGAAUUGCUCUUCAUGCAAGAAAUGCUGAAUAUAAUCCAAAGCGGUUUGCUGCAGUGAUUAUGCGAAUUCGAGAGCCCAGAACUACAGCUCUAAUCUUCAGUUCAGGCAAGAUGGUUUGCACGGGAGCUAAAAGUGAAGAACAGUCUCGAUUAGCAGCUAGGAAAUAUGCUCGUAUUGUUCAGAAACUUGGAUUUCCAGCAAAAUUUCUUGAUUUUAAAAUCCAGAACAUGGUUGGAAGUUGUGAUGUGAAAUUUCCGAUAAGAUUAGAAGGUUUGGUUCUUACACAUCAACAAUUCAGCAGCUAUGAACCAGAAUUGUUCCCAGGUCUUAUUUACAGAAUGGUUAAGCCAAGAAUUGUUUUGCUCAUAUUUGUUUCUGGCAAGGUUGUUUUGACAGGUGCCAAAGUACGUUCGGAGAUCUAUGAAGCAUUUGAGAACAUUUAUCCCAUCUUAAAAGGGUUUAAGAAGGCAUAAUGACAAAAGCAGGACCUUUCUGCUGACAUCUAGAUACAGUGAUCAAUACACACAGCUGAGCACAGGGCAGCACACUGAAUGUUGCAUUUCACAAAUUCAGAUGAUAAAUAUUCAAACCACCACCUUUUCACACAAUCCUCAUUGGGUAAAACUCUUGCUGGGAAUUCAUUCCAUGUAGUAAUCACAAUUUAUUUAAAUAAUAACUUCUUGAUGUUGCAACUAACGUCUUACUUUUAAUCAUUUCAAAUAUCUGUUUAUUAACUUAUUUGUAUGAUUCACCCCUUAUAAAUAUCAUACGAUAUCAAUGUUAACUCACCUUUUAAGACUGAAAAGUCCAAGCUUUCUCAGACUUUUCCCCAAAUUGUUCAGAAAGCCGUUCGAUUCUUCAUUGGUCUCAGUUAUACUCUGAUCCUGAACUCUAGGUUUUAAAUGCAAUUUGCUUUUGUACCCUGCUAUUUAGGUUCUUUUGUUUUGAUCUUUCUUUUCUAUUUAACUUUUCUAAUUGUUAUUCUGCAUUGAUUGAAAAUGGAAUGCUAGGUCUCUUUGUGGUGUUUGUGCCAUUUCCUCCCCACACACACACUUUUAUGCAGCAUCUUAUUUAUGUUUCUUUAAAUCUAAUUUCAUUCCCUGAACCACAUAUUUUGCUCAGGUAAUUUUGUAAAUUUUGCACUAUUGUUCCUAAUGUUUUACCAUUUUGAACCAAACUGUUGGUAUAAAUUUGAAAGUAGUAAUUCCAACGUUAAUCUCUGGAGUAGCACAUUCAAUAUUUUAGCCUCUCUUUAAAAUGUUCUUUUAUAAACAGACCUAAUUUAUGUAACAAUGUCAAUUUUGUCUGAUGUGAGAGGAAAGAAGUUGAAUGUCUUAAAGGUGCCAAACUUAUGAAACAAAA
Hypanus sabinus (Atlantic stingray) is the source of this 1879-nucleotide messenger RNA. RefSeq lists its product as uncharacterized. The transcript has 7 exons. Gene Ontology annotation, molecular function: DNA binding; RNA polymerase II general transcription initiation factor activity. Gene Ontology annotation, biological process: DNA-templated transcription initiation. The coding region runs from base 1 to 990 and encodes 329 amino acids. The record is from RefSeq and is a predicted model, not a curated record. NCBI's taxonomy places the organism in Eukaryota, Metazoa, Chordata, Chondrichthyes, Myliobatiformes, Dasyatidae.